AUGGCGGAGCUGAGCCGGGACGAGCUCGGCGUGGGGAAGCCGGCCGCGGAGCUUCUGCUGCAAGGCUGGAAGGAGAGGCGUCAAGUGGAAGCGCUGCAGAAGAUGAUGCUGAAGUGGUUCCCCACUGGCAUCCGCAUCCGCUUGAACAAGGAAUUCCAGCAGCCGAGCAACCAGCCGGUCUUUCAAGUGGUGAUCAACGGCCAGACGCUGGUGAGCAAGAAGUGGACUAACUUCACAUCGGAGUGCGAGUCUGGGCUUUGGCCCACGGACCGCGCGAAGAUCAGGGCUCAGGUGAGCAGAAUCUUCGAGGAGGCAGUUGUCUCCGCGCAUGAGUUCACGUCCGAAGGCGACUUCAGUCUGGCCGAGCCCAAGACCGACAACGACCCCAUCGUGUGGGUGGCGCCGACCAUGGCCUUCGCCUGCCGCUAG
This is a messenger RNA of Effrenium voratum, 429 nucleotides long. The record is from the annotation of a GenBank genome assembly. NCBI's taxonomy places the organism in Eukaryota, Dinophyceae, Suessiales, Symbiodiniaceae.